GCCAAGCUGGUUUGCAGUUGCACGGACGCCGUCGAUCGCCACAAUGGGUGCAGUGCAUGGCGUGUCUUUCAAAUAUGUCGGACUUGCUGGAGUAGCAGCGGCUGCAGCCCGAUGGAUGACCCCAAGUGACAUGGAUCGACUACUUUUUGCAGACGAUGCCGAUCUGAGUGGCUUGUACAACAUUCAGCUGCUUUUUGUGUUGUACCUCUACAAUGUGAGCUUCAUCAACUUGGUCAUUGCCAUUCUCUUCAAUUUGCAGCUAGGCAUGGGCAUUCUUGGGAAAGAUCCUGUGUCUGGCUCUAUCCCCAUAUGGUCCUACGUCUUGUUCUUCGGCUUCCAUGGCCCUACAUAUUUCUACACCAAGAUUCAACGAGAGCGUGACCGCAGAAGUGGUGUGGCGCCUGCAGACGAGGUAGAGCCUGGCUGGUGGGUUGGCGGCCGCUACAGCCACGAGUUGGGUAAGCGAUGGGCUGGCACCAUUGACUUGACCUGUGAAUUUCCAGAGACAAGCACUCAGGAAAAGUAUUUGCUUGUCGAGUGCUGGGAUGGCGUGCCCCCAUCACCAGAGCAGCUGGAAGAGGCUGCGCAAUUUAGCAUCGCUGCGCAUGAGAGGGGUGAUGUCUUGGUGCAUUGCGCGCAUGGACGCGGGCGGUCAACCACAACGCUGUGCGCAUGCUUGGUGCGAGCAGGUCGAUAUCCCACUUGGGAGGAUGCUUUUGCAGCAAUCAAGCAGAAGCGGCGUGUGGUCAAGUUGAACAGAAGCAUGCGGCGUGCUCUGACCGAAUGGCAAGCAAAGUACAGCACAAAGGUCAAGUGAGCAUUGCAUUGUUCUCCAGCCGAUGACACAUUGAUUGUCAUCAAGCUGACUGUCAUGUAAGGGACAGGCAAUGUGCCAAAGCGCCUCUGGGCUUUUCCCACCCUGAAAUGCACAAAGCCAAGUCCCAAGUCAUUCUGCACUGACAGCUUUUGAGGUUGGCGGGCAUUGAAUGCAAAGCCAACCGAUUUGCAAAGUCACUUGCAGCCAGCAAGUGCGCUGUGCAGACGUAGCACUUUGUUCAAUUGGUUGCAAAAGC
Effrenium voratum is the source of this 1073-nucleotide messenger RNA. The record is from the annotation of a GenBank genome assembly. Lineage: Eukaryota; Dinophyceae; Suessiales; Symbiodiniaceae.